Messenger RNA from Echinops telfairi (small Madagascar hedgehog), 2635 nucleotides. RefSeq names its product forkhead box P1 (gene FOXP1). Gene Ontology annotation, cellular component: nucleus. Gene Ontology annotation, molecular function: DNA-binding transcription repressor activity, RNA polymerase II-specific; RNA polymerase II cis-regulatory region sequence-specific DNA binding. Gene Ontology annotation, biological process: regulation of transcription by RNA polymerase II. NCBI's taxonomy places the organism in Eukaryota, Metazoa, Chordata, Mammalia, Afrosoricida, Tenrecidae. The transcript has 16 exons. The coding region runs from base 1 to 2088 and encodes 695 amino acids. The record is from RefSeq and is a predicted model, not a curated record.
AUGAUGCAAGAAUCUGGGACUGAGACAAAGAGUAACGGUGCAGCCAUUCAGAAUGGGUCCAGCAGCGGCAACCACUUGCUAGAGUGCAGCGGCCUUCGGGAGGGGCGCGCCAACGGGGAAACGACGGCAGUGGAAGUGGGGCCGGCUGACCUCGCCCACAUCCAGCAGCAGCAGCAGGCGCUUCAAGUGGCAAGACAGCUCCUUCUGCAGCAGCAGCAGCAACAGCAGCAACAGCAGCAGCAGCAGCAGCAGCAGCAACAGCAGCAGCAGCAGCAGCAACAGCAACAAGUCAGUGGAUUAAAAUCCCCCAAGAGGAAUGACAAACAACCAGCCCUUCAGGUUCCCGUGUCAGUGGCUAUGAUGACACCUCAAGUUAUCACUCCCCAGCAAAUGCAGCAGAUCCUCCAGCAACAAGUGCUGAGCCCUCAGCAGCUCCAGGUCCUCCUCCAGCAGCAGCAGGCCCUCAUGCUUCAACAGCAGCAGCUUCAAGAGUUUUAUAAAAAACAACAGGAACAGUUGCAGCUUCAACUCUUACAACAUCAACAUGCUGGAAAACAGCCUAAAGAGCAACAGCAGGUGGCUACCCAGCAGUUGGCUUUUCAACAGCAGCUCUUACAGAUGCAGCAGUUACAGCAGCAACACCUCCUGUCUUUACAGCGCCAAGGCCUUCUAACAAUUCAGCCAGGGCAGCCUGCCCUUCCCCUCCAACCUCUUGCUCAAGGCAUGAUUCCAGCAGAACUGCAGCAACUCUGGAAAGAAGUGACAAGCGCUCACGCUGCAGAAGAAACCACAGGCAACAAUCACAGCAGUUUGGAUCUGACCACAACAUGCGUGUCUUCCUCUGUACCUUCCAAGACCUCCUUAAUAAUGAACCCACAUGCCUCUACAAACGGACAGCUGUCCGUCCACACUCCCAAAAGGGAAAGUCUGUCCCACGAGGAGCACCCCCACAGCCACCCUCUCUACGGGCACGGUGUGUGCAAGUGGCCAGGCUGUGAAGCAGUGUGCGAAGAUUUCCCAUCAUUUCUGAAACAUCUCAACAGUGAGCAUGCGCUGGAUGAUAGAAGUACAGCCCAAUGUAGAGUACAAAUGCAGGUUGUCCAGCAGUUAGAGCUACAGCUUGCAAAAGACAAAGAGCGCCUGCAAGCGAUGAUGACCCACCUGCAUGUGAAGUCUACGGAGCCCAAAGCCGCCCCUCAGCCUCUGAACCUGGUAUCAAGCGUCACGCUCUCCAAGUCUGCCUCGGAGGCCUCUCCACAGAGCUUACCUCAUACUCCAACGACCCCCACCACCCCCAUCACUCCUGUCACCCAAGGCCCCUCUGUCAUCACCACCACCAGCAUGCACACAGUGGGACCCAUCCGCAGGCGGUACUCAGACAAAUACAAUGUGCCCAUUUCCUCGGAUAUUGCGCAGAACCAAGAGUUUUAUAAGAAUGCUGAAGUUAGACCACCAUUUACAUAUGCAUCUUUAAUUAGGCAGGCCAUUCUCGAAUCUCCAGAAAAGCAACUAACACUAAAUGAAAUUUAUAACUGGUUCACACGAAUGUUUGCGUACUUCCGGCGCAAUGCAGCCACAUGGAAGAAUGCAGUGCGUCAUAAUCUUAGCCUUCACAAGUGUUUUGUGCGAGUAGAAAACGUUAAAGGGGCAGUAUGGACAGUGGAUGAAGUAGAAUUCCAAAAACGAAGGCCACAAAAGAUCAGUGGUAACCCUUCCCUUAUUAAAAACAUGCAGAGCGGCCACGCCUACUGCACACCUCUCAAUGCGGCGUUACAGGCUUCGAUGGCUGAGAACAGUAUACCUCUAUACACUACCGCCUCCAUGGGAAACCCCACUCUGGGCAGCCUAGCCAGCGCCAUGCGGGAAGAGCUGAACGGCGCAAUGGAGCAUACCAACAGCAACGAGAGUGACAGCAGCCCUGGCCGAUCCCCUAUGCAAGCCCUGCACCCUGUACACGUUAAAGAGGAGCCCCUGGAUCCGGAAGAGGCAGAAGGGCCACUAUCCUUAGUGACAACAGCCAACCACAGUCCAGAUUUUGACCACGAUAGAGAUUAUGAGGACGAACCAGUACAUGAGGACAUGGAGUGAGGGGCUAGGCGGCUGACCCCACAAGAGUGAAGAUUGGGGGAAAGCAAACAAACAAACAUGACCCGUCAAAAGCUCGCAGUGAAACCGUUCUCCGUUUGUUGUACAGGCUGGAGGAUGUUCACUACAAUUUGACAACUCUGAAAUGUGUUAACUCUUAGUGCCAUCAAGAAUCCCAUUUGGGAGUAUUUUUGAUUUUUCUACUUUUUGUUGAAAAAAGGAAUUUGUACUCUGUGCAUUGGAUGGACUUGUUUGGUACUUGGGAUUUUCCUCUCUUAACAGUCAUCAUCAGUGUUGUAAAUUUGUUCAACUGCUUCACUUCUAGCAGCAGACUCUGAACUGCAGUCCUGCCAGUGUUGGACACUGGGACACCGACGGAGCAUGUACGCAUCCCUACGCUGCAGACCAAGCCUUUGCCCAGAAUUUAAGGAUUCCAAUGGACGACCUAUUUGCACAGUACUGCAUGUUGAUUAUCACUGCCUUUACUCCUAUGGUUUUUUUGUUUUGUUUUUUGCUUCCAGUUGGGGUGGGGAAGGCCUUUGUGUGUGUA